GGUCCACGAAAACUUAACUACCCUGUCUUCCCAAUGGCCUUACCAGUUUAACUCACGCGGCCAUUUCUAUAGGGUUGACGGUGGUUCCUUGCUCUGGCUGCUCUCUCUAUUCAACGAAGGAGGGUGCCCGCCACGCUCCAAUUUAUACAUAAGCUUCUUCGGUCUCAGGCAGGCGCCAAAAAAGGAAUCUGAGAGAGAGCCCAGAAAAAAAACAAAGGACGCAUGCCGACCCUUACGAAGCUUUAUACGAUGCAAGAAGCCUCGCAGCACAACAGCAAAGAGGAUUGCUGGGUCGUCAUAGACGGCAAGGUAUAUGAUGUUACUUCUUAUUUGGAUGAGCACCCAGGAGGUGAUGAUGUAGUGCUUGCAUCGACAGGGAAAGACGCAACAGAUGAUUUUGAAGAUGCUGGACACAGCAAAAGUGCGAAAGAGCUCAUGCAGACCUUUUGCAUUGGUGAGCUUGACACAUCCUCCCCAAUCAUUCCAGAACUUGAAAUUUCCUCCAAGAAGGAAACAACUGAUUACUCUCAGAAGCUCAUGGGUUUGUCAAAGCAAUACUGGGCGGUUCCUGUGGCUGUUGUUGGCAUAUCUGUGGUGGUUGGGUUCUUAUACCUGCGUAGGAACUAAAGCAAUAUGAUUUUUCCCCUAUUGGUAGCUGAAAGGGAAAUGUUAACCCAAAUUUUGAAUAAAUAGGUGGAUAAGGAUUAAGAACAUUUAUUCAUUGUUAUUUUUAAAAUCUGAAGGUAGGGUUUGAUUAAUUGAUUACCUUCAUUAGUAAUACAUGCAUGCUAGCAUUGAAAAACAGGGAAAAUUCUAUACAUUAAUACAAGGGGGACAGGUUUUCGUUGUCAA
Molecule: messenger RNA, 852 nt
Organism: Theobroma cacao (cacao)
Lineage: Eukaryota; Viridiplantae; Streptophyta; Magnoliopsida; Malvales; Malvaceae
Product: cytochrome b5
Cellular component (GO): intracellular membrane-bounded organelle; membrane
Molecular function (GO): heme binding
Source: RefSeq, a predicted model, not a curated record